AUGGCCAAGUCGGUGGUAGCACUGUUCCAGAAGAAUACUUCGAUUCAGAGUCGUUGGUGGCUGCUCUCCACAGCAGUGAAUGUCUGCCAUCGUCUGGCCAACUUCCAUCCCAAAUCACCUCUCAUUGAAGGAAGCUAUGAGCUACAAUUUACCGUUGAAACAGCGCUUGCUGGCCUACUGCAGCACAAUUGCGUUGAUGCAGGUUCAAUGAAAGAUCGGUCAAAGGGAAUCUAUAUCCAUACAUUCAAAGAAACGACUGCUGUGUACGCUGAUUUUUCUGCAACAGUUCCUUGGAUACCUCCACUGGCGACGUCAAAUGCUCCCGGUUGGUUGAACCUACUGGAAACGCAUAGGCUAUCAAUACGCCCGUAUCUACCCUUGGGGCUCUACAAGCUGUGCAACUUUUGGUACUCUACGGAAGCUGAGAAGUUGUUUGGAGCUGGGGAAAACGAAACAGCAGAGGAGGCAGCACGGAACAUUCAAGCACUCUUGAUAGAAGGAGUCAAGACUGCAGGUGCUGCGAAAGAUCUUAUCGUUGGGCUUGCCAAGGAUGAUCCUCCAACAUAUUUUAUUGAUAACUACGAUGGAGAGCCGCUUGAAUUGAAGUUUGAUCCCAACCGAGUUGACAAGCUUGUUCAUGCUAUCCAGAUCAAAUCGUAUUAUUUGCUCCGAGCAAUAACUCUUAUGCUGGAAGCUGACGCCGAGAAUGAGCCACUCUGUUGGAAGGGCAAGUGCGAGCAAGCCAUGGUUGCUGUACAAGCCAAUACCGGAGACAAAUCCAUCAGUAACUACAAGGCAAUCCAAGAGUGGCUUCGGCAGUUUCGGGAGCAUCGUCGAUUCAACAACCCACUGAUGAGUGAGCGUAUCGGGAUAUCCCUUUUUGUAAACCAUCCAGAGGCCGCAACUGAAAUGAGGGACCACGGCAACAAACACAUUCAACAACUGUCUGUUGACUUUAUGCAAGAGUUUCUCCGUGCUAAACUCAUUCCAAAGCUUGCCGCCAAGGAACGUGUUUCUGUGGAGGAAUUCUUACAGUCGAAUGGUUUAAAGAAUAUUUGCUGCAACACCACUCACCGUUGGUUGACAUUCCUUGGAUUUAAGAGGAGCCUAUACAAGAAGGGCUUUUAUACAGACAUUCAUGAGAGACCUGACGUCGUCUCUUCAAGGAUAGAGUACUGUAUCGAGUUGAUGAAGUUAGAGUUACACUCCGCUGUUUGGGUUCAGCUGGUUCCAAUCAGAGUACAACAACUGAAAAAGGACAAUCGAAUCUACCCCAACAAUGAUGGUGUUCCUGUUCUCUGGCAAGGUCAAACCUUGAUUGAAUUUCAUGUUGACGAUAUUGUGGACUCUCACAAUCUUCCGGAGCUCCAGGGGAAUCUGUUUGGAGGAAACUACAGCCUUCGACUGCCCGCCAAUGCCAGACGUACAAUUGUUUGGGGGCAAGACGAAGUUGUGUCGAAUGAGAAGGCAAUGAAUUCGAUGGCGUGGUAUGGGUCAGAGGGACAACAAGCGCUCCGACCCAAGGACCUUGGUUGCUCUAUCAUGAUAUCUGGAGUGGUUAGCAGGGAGGCAGGCUGGAUGCCUAUUCCAACACCAGAACAGCUACGAUUGAUUAAUGCAAACAGAGCUGGCAAAGACUAUGUUGCUAGAGAUGCGGCCAUUGCUGUCCACGGCAGCGCUGCCAAGCGUCCCUUCACAGAAAAGGAUAUCCAGAGUCGUUGCUGCCGGUGGCCUCUCCACCCAGGACAGAACAAUGAAGGCUACUGGACAAACAACCACACUAUCGUCCAGCUCGAAAAUAUCGCAGAUAUGGCUGCUGUCAUGUACCCUCACCACAACCACGUUAUAUGUUACGACCACAGCCAAGGACACACAGCAAAGCGGAAGGAUGGUUUGGACGCAUCUCGUCUCAAUAAAGAGCCUGGUGGGCAGCAACCAAAGAUGCAUGAAACCACUCUGACGGAAGGCUGCCUUGGUCCUUUUGACAACAACGGAUGUAGACUUUCUGUUGGUGCGGUUCAGCGAUGUGUAUUUUCAGAGGACGACCAAGGCCCAAGUUGGAUGUCCUCCGAACAGCAAUCUACAACCAAAUAUGACCAAGUGUUCGAGGGUGAAACUGCGACGAGAGCUCUACGGUCUAAAAAAGAAAUCCACGCUCACCUGAUCCACAAGCUUGGAAGCAACACUGCCGGGCUUCCAUCUGAUCCCUCGCGCACUUCCCUAGCGUUCCUCCGAGACAUUGCCAAUCAACACUGCAUAGAUCUAUCCGUUGAGGAAGUCAAGCAGCAAAAAGGAUGGGUCAACACUCCAAAAGGAGCUCUGCAAAUGUGCAUUGAGAGAGGCUUGGUUGACUUGGAGCUUGUGAAGAGACGAAAAGGGCACUACACGAUGCCUGGGAGGAAAGAUGCCGAAGGCAAGUUGAUCGAGGGAACAAGCCUCAGAAUGCUGCUCCAAGGAUGCGAUGAUUUCAAAAAGGAAAUCUCUAUGCUAGAGUGGGUAGCCAAGCAGUAUGGAUGGCGAGUUAUCUUCUCUCCGAAGUGCCAUCCAGAAAUUGCCGGUGUUGGCAUUGAAUACGUGUGGUCAGUGUCAAAGAACUGCCUUGUUCGGAUCCCAUUGCCACAACGAAAAGGAAAGGAUCGCUUCACGAAGCAAGUCUUGGAUGUGUGCUUCGACAGUGAGAAGACGCUGACGAAACAAACGGUGCGAGGCUGUGCACGGAAGGCGCGACAGUUUGUAAUUGCCUAUUUGCUUUUGCACGCAGUGGAAGCAGCCAGAGACGAUGGAACCGGCAGCACAAACCCGCUCACUGGAGAGGUGUCGAUUGAGACGAUGCGAAAGAAGCAAUCCGAGCUGAAGUUUGCGACGAUACGAGCAGCCCAGAAAAUGUAUAAGCGGCACCGAGGUAUCGCCAUGUUUGAUCACGAAGAGGAGAAGAUAUCAUUCACCAGCAGUGAGAGUAUCGAAGACUGGAUGAGAAAGGAACAAAGGAAGAGUGCUUAA
Messenger RNA from Seminavis robusta, 3000 nucleotides. Lineage: Eukaryota; Bacillariophyta; Bacillariophyceae; Naviculales; Naviculaceae. The record is from the annotation of a GenBank genome assembly.